Messenger RNA from Trichophyton benhamiae CBS 112371, 834 nucleotides. RefSeq lists its product as uncharacterized. The transcript has 3 exons. Bases 1 to 834 code for a protein of 277 amino acids. The record is from RefSeq and is a predicted model, not a curated record. Lineage: Eukaryota; Fungi; Ascomycota; Eurotiomycetes; Onygenales; Arthrodermataceae.
AUGCCUAUAUGCAUCCAUCCGCAAUUCGUCAUCAUCUUGACGGGCAAAGUACUUCCAUCUCACCCGGAACACCGCAUUGCAAUUGGCACUCGAGGCACCAGUGCACCAACCAUGCCCUUGUCUCUCCCGUCGAUCCAGGUAGAAACCGCAUCAUGCAAGCCAACCGGCCUGAGCAAACGAUCAGCCAAUUCCAAGUCUUUGGUCAUAGCAGAACGGAGUGGACACUUUUUCUCUGUAUUUUUUCAUGGACCAGCCACCACCAUCAGCAGCACUUUUCGCUGCGGAAAUGUGAAGUAUCAACUUUCGAUAAUUAAAUCUCUAGCAACUCGAAAUAAAUGCCUUGUACGGGAUAUCUUGUUUAAUAUUCAUCAGAGAAAUGCUUCUGGUGGAUGGACCAAAUUCAUUUCCAUGCUGCUGCCUCAUCUCAUGAAUUUACCAUUAUAUUCAGUGCUCUAUGCAGGAUGUGGUAUUUACACAACCGAGUGUAUGGCCAAUAUACCUAGCCCAAUUAUCAUCCGCAUCCGGCAGACAAACAAUUCCAUUGAUAACCAAACCAAAGACAAUUCCUCACCGUUCCAAUGUCACACAGCCCGGUUGGCAUCAACUGCGAGGAAGUCUAUGAACAAGCAUCCCGUCCUGACACUGCAGAUCAUUUCACGAGCUGUCAUACGUCCCAGGCCAACCAUAUCCGCCUCCCUUUUAUCGCCUGCACAGAUCUUCAUGCAUGGCCCGGAAACCAUCCCCGGAGGGAUUCGGGUACAGAAAUGCUCUGACAGCUUCCCUUCAGCCACCAAUGGCAAGAUACAUAGGGAGGGCAAGGGCACCGUCAGUUAG